This is a messenger RNA of Eublepharis macularius, 2959 nucleotides long. It is a transcript of the gene WNT7A, whose product is annotated as Wnt family member 7A. Gene Ontology annotation, biological process: canonical Wnt signaling pathway; neuron differentiation; multicellular organism development. Gene Ontology annotation, molecular function: frizzled binding; cytokine activity. Gene Ontology annotation, cellular component: extracellular region. Lineage: Eukaryota; Metazoa; Chordata; Lepidosauria; Squamata; Eublepharidae. The record is from RefSeq and is a predicted model, not a curated record. The coding region runs from base 332 to 1381 and encodes 349 amino acids. The transcript is spliced from 4 exons.
UUAAAGCCUAUACAUUCCCCAGCGCGCUCCCAAGUGUUACGUGUGACAGGCAUACAAAUCCGGACUAGAGAGGGAGAGAGAGAGUGAAGAGAGACCCAGUGGAGGGCUAUGGUGAUUGUCUCUUGGGAUUUACAAACACACCCCGCUCGCUCCGGGUGGCUCCGAUCGCAGGAGGGCUGCUCUGUUUUGUCUGCGUUACUUUGACCUGGCGUUGCACUGUCUGAGAAAUUAACCAGCGCGCAAAGAGUGUGAAGGAGGGAGGGGGGAGCCCACAUAUUUUUUAAAGAUAGAAUUUUGCAUGUUGAUCUGAAGCCGAGAGCAAACGAGGAAUAUGAACAGGAAAACCAGGCGCUGGAUAUUCCACAUCGUUCUGAGCCUAGGGAUUGUCUAUAUCAAAAUUGGGGGUUUUUCCUCCGUGGUGGCUCUGGGGGCCAGCAUCAUCUGUAACAAGAUCCCCGGCUUAGCUCCGAGACAGAGGGCGAUCUGUCAGAGCAGACCCGACGCCAUCAUCGUGAUCGGAGAGGGCUCCCAAAUGGGAAUCAAUGAGUGUCAAUUCCAGUUUCGCAACGGACGGUGGAAUUGCUCGGCCUUGGGGGAGAGGACGGUCUUUGGAAAAGAGCUGAAAGUGGGUAGUAGAGAAGCAGCUUUCACCUAUGCCAUCAUUGCUGCAGGAGUAGCACAUGCAAUCACUGCCGCCUGCACCCAGGGGAACCUGAGCGACUGUGGCUGUGACAAGGAAAAACAGGGACAAUACCACAAAGACGAAGGAUGGAAAUGGGGAGGCUGCUCUGCAGACAUCCGCUAUGGAAUAGGAUUCGCCAAGGUGUUUGUGGAUGCCAGGGAGAUUAAACAGAAUGCAAGGACGCUCAUGAACUUGCACAACAACGAGGCGGGGCGAAAGAUCCUUGAAGAGAACAUGAAAUUGGAAUGCAAGUGUCAUGGAGUGUCAGGAUCAUGUACUACUAAAACCUGCUGGACAACUCUACCUAAAUUCAGGGAGCUGGGAUACAUCCUUAAAGACAAAUACAAUGAAGCUGUUCAGGUUGAACCAGUAAGGGCAAGUCGUAAUAAGCGUCCAACUUUCCUGAAGAUAAAGAAGCCACUCUCCUACCGUAAACCCAUGGAUACAGAUUUAGUGUACAUAGAGAAAUCACCUAACUACUGUGAAGAGGACCCUGUGACUGGCAGUGUGGGAACACAAGGGAGAAUGUGCAACAAAACAGCUCAGCAGACCAAUGGCUGUGAUCUGAUGUGCUGUGGACGAGGUUAUAAUACUCACCAGUAUUCAAGAGUGUGGCAGUGCAACUGUAAAUUUCAUUGGUGCUGUUAUGUUAAAUGUAAUACAUGCAGUGAACGAACAGAAGUGUAUACCUGUAAAUGAAAACGUGGCUUGGGAUGGGGUAUCUAUGGCCCUGGAAUGAACACAUUUUUUGCACAUACGCUCAGUGUACCUAUACAAGACUGUAGCAAAGACCCAUGCUGAUUCCAAAAGAAAAGCUAGCAAGUGGAUCCUAUCUUUCCCUCUGACAUGUCAGCACUUCAUGGAUACUCUUCAAAAACAGAGAAAUAAGCCAAAACCAACAGCAACUUUCUAAAAAGGAAGCAGAAACAAACAAGAUACCUGAUACAAGAAAACGAAGCAAGAAAAAAAAUGGUCUCAAAUGAUCUGCGCCUUCAAAACAUAAUUUAUUGACUGCCUUAAAGGGAAAAAGUACUUGUCAAGACCUUGGCAAUAUGCCUCCUGGGACUGGAUGAGAGAGAUCUUGAAAUACACAAGUCAUGGUGCAAAAAGGGAGGGCUGGAGAAACAAAACUUUACUUUAACAUGGUCUUUGCACAGGAUGGGGUGACAAUGCGCCAGAGUGAAUUUUGACUUAAGAGUGUGGAUUAUGCAGAUUUAGGGAUUUCUACACUUGUGAAAAGCUUCUGCUGGUCGUUUCUGUCUUUCCAUUUUUCAGACAAUGCGUUACAGCAAGUAGAUUUGUUGAUGUUUUCCAUAUAGACACUGGUUUAUCUGCCUUUUGUUGUGCUGCAGAUUUUAGCACAGGGAUUUGGGACAUCUGGGCAUAAUAAUAAUAGCAAUAUUUAACAAUUUAUCAAGAUAAAACUAAUAUUAAUUUAUUUAAUUAAAAAAGAACUCUGCCAACAUUUUGGGAGCCAUUCUGCAAUUAAAGUAGAUAGCCUGCUUUUUGUGGAAUAAUUUUGUAGAUAUGGCAAGGGAACAACAACAACAACAAAACCCUUGAGCUGUAUAUAUUAUUCUUUACUCAGAUAUUUCUACUAGUUUAAUUGCGGGAUAUUUUUUCUGCAAUAAUAGAUAGUAAGUACAAAAGCAGGCAUCUUUUAUAAAUUUUUUUGGCUGUUUGCUGCUAGUUGUCUGGAAUCUCAAACUGAUAGUCAUUUUCGCUUAGUUACCAUCAGUAUCUAACCUUUUCCAGUUUAAAAAACAAAGGAGCAUUACAAAAAUCCAAUUGGAACAAUGCAUCACAUAUAAAUGCAAAAAUCCAGACAAAUUUUCAUCAUUGGAAAAUGAACCAUAGGAUAAGAGAGUAUAUUUUGUAAGAGACUAUUUUUAUAUGAAUAUUUUAUUUAUACUAUGUCUGCUUGUAUAAUUCUAUAACCUGUACUUUUUCUCAAAACAGGCACAUAAUUUGUAAUUCUUAGGCUAUUUAACAGAUAACGGCUGAUUACUUUGUUGAUAUGAAAGUAGCAUUUGGGUUGCAUUCAACCACCACUGGAGGAUGUACAAAAUACAGGAUGAAUUUUUCUCUCCGGAUGUAUGUACAAAAUGGCUCUUUUCCUGCAGUUCAAUUUGCAGAAUGGGCAGAACAAGAACAGGGUAUGUAGCACUGGUUUAGUCACAUGGCUUGAAUUCAUGGUUGGUAUUAACUGGAUGCUCUUUUAUCCCAUUCAGAAAAAAAAAUCUGAAUUAGCUUCCCAGAUGCAUCAGUCAUUAAACU